Centruroides sculpturatus (bark scorpion) is the source of this 1038-nucleotide messenger RNA. RefSeq names its product neurogenic locus notch homolog protein 1-like. The transcript has 3 exons. The coding region runs from base 1 to 663 and encodes 220 amino acids. The record is from RefSeq and is a predicted model, not a curated record. NCBI's taxonomy places the organism in Eukaryota, Metazoa, Arthropoda, Arachnida, Scorpiones, Buthidae.
AUGAGUACCAUUUUCCUUCUACUAAUCAUCUCCUUCUUUGCACCAACAAAAUCUGUUUUCUCGGUCAAGCAACAAUAUUUUACUUUGGUAGCUUCCGGUAAACGAGCCAAAAAUUGCGUCAUUUCUAACGCCACAUUCGGUACGAGACUCUUCUGUUUGAAGCAUUGUUUAGUGAAUAGCCAAUGUUUCGGUGUGAAUUACCAUUCGGAAAGUGGUUUGUGUGAAUUUUUAUCGGAGAAAUUAGAUUUGAAUUUCUUGGAAGACGAUCUUGAUUUUGGCUUAUUUCAUAAAAAGAUCGACUGCGUAAAUUCUCCGUGUAAACACGGCCAAUGUAUAAACACAGACUUAACUACUACCGAAUACAGAGCAUAUUCCUGUGAUUGUCCAUGUGGAUGGUGCGGAUGGAAUUGCGAAAGAAUUAAUUACGGAAUAAAGAAAAAUAAAUGCAUCGAGUUGAAUAAUGCCGGAUUUAAAAAGGUGAAGAGUGAUAAAGAAUGCAUGUUAUUCUGUGCCCAGACUCCCGAUUGCAGAUCGGCAGAUUUUAUUCUUGAUAAAAAUGAAUGCUGGCUGAAUGCUGUCGAUGAUAAAAUAGAAAGUCUCAACGAUAAUUGUACCGGAGCUUGGUUUUUAGCAUUUGAUUGUGAUUGUUCGAACUCCAAAUAAUUAGAAAUUUUUUAAUAAUACAUAAAUAUUUUUUAAAAAAGAAAUAAAUAAAAUCAUUUUAACUCAAUUUGAGAUGAUUAUGAUUAGGUGAUAAUUUCAUUAAUUAUCUAAACUUCCACACUCAUGAGGAACAGAAUCCGAAUUCUUGAGCUUACCUCGGACUCGGGAUUUCCCAGAGCAGAAGGUUGAUGCCUUUAUCGCAUCCAUCUUCCAGAUUUAACGUGGAAGAAUUCAGAAGUAGGACUAUGUUAUAUACAGAGAAGUAGGAGUAGGUUACACUGGACGAAAUUCCAUAGAAUUAUUUUUGUUAAGUUUGUUGACGAUUCCCCAAACUAUUUGUUUAAAAAUUAUUGUAAUUUAAUAGAAUUCAAGAAA